GUCUGGGUUGCGUUUCCUGAGUGGAGAGGCCAGCUGACUUCCGGUGUCUUUAAAUCGACUGCCAUUAAGUCAGUCCGUCCGGGCUGCUUGUGUUUUCUGGCGGAUCGGAGCGGUCCAGACGGCGAAAAUAUAGAUGGAAAAGGACAUCUUUAUUCCGGUUUAGAUAUUUUUAGAAUCGAAAGAGAGGUCGGCAGCUGCUUGAGCGGCGCUUCGAUGUAGUUUGUUCGAUAUUGCGAAAUCUGUUUGUUUUUUUGUUUUGCGUGUGUCUUCUGUUUUCGUUGCGGUUCCUCUUUGCUGCUCUAAAAUGCUGCUGGACUCAGGACUGUCCGUCACCCGCUCAGAACGGACACGGGUUUAUCAAACCGGCCACUGGUUUUAAACGACCGUCGGAGCCUUCUGUUUAAAGAGUGAGUGGGGGGAUGACCUCUUCAUAGCCCUUUCUGAUAAAUCAGGAACUUCCAGCUUUCUAGUGCGUCCGUCUACAGGCCUUUUUUGAUAAAUCUCGGAAUUUAUCUCACGCCUGGAUGAAGAACGGCUGUGUGUGUGUGUGGAAUAUAUUGUUACAUGACGACGUGUAAAAUAUUGAUUGUCCUGAAUACUGGCGGCGCCGCUGGAUCUUGGAGGAGCUCCUAAAAACACAGCGAGUUGAGGAGGAUGUGAGAAGAGUUUAUCCCGUCGGUAAACAGCCCCUCGGUGCACAGAUGCACGCCGUUCGUGGCAGUUCUGUGAGCCGCUGUUGUUAAUGGCGCUUGUUGGUGUUGCGUGUGUUGGUUUGUAGGCGGUCUGACAACAGGCCGCUAGCCCCCCUGGACUCGUGAAGUAGUAGUACUACCGUAGCCCUGAAAGCGCAUUUACACGAGCCGGUCGCGCCUGUGCCAGGCUGUGUAACGCGUGGGUGAGACGGGGGGGGGGAGGGAGGCGGAAGAGAAACGCAUAAACAUUGCCUUUGUAUCGGCUCGGGGGGGGGAGGUUGAACUCGCUUCCUGCUCCGACCCACAGUGUCUUUGUGAAGGCCAGCGACGGGACCCGGUGACGCCGACAUGACUUCUCAUCGAGACCAGGAGACGGUGAACCUCCGUCUGAUCCUGGUGAGCGGGAAGACCAAGGACUUCAGCUUCUCCCCCAACGACUCGGCCACUGACAUCGCCAAGCACGUCUACGACCACUGGCCCAUGGACUGGGAGGAGGAGCAGGUCAGCAGCCCCGGCAUCCUGCGGCUCAUCUUCCAGGGCCGCUUCCUGCACGGCAACGUCACGCUGGGAGCUCUGAAGCUCCCCCCCGGCAGAACGACGGUGAUGCACCUGGUUGCCCGGGAGACCCUACCUGAGCCGAACUCCCACGGUCAGAGGAACCGGGAGAAAACUACAGAGAGCAGCUGCUGUCUGCUUCUGUGAACCCCUCCCCCACCUGCCCUUUCCUCACUCCCAGCCCCUCCUGUCCUUUGCCCCCCGUUUGUCCACCUCCUGCAACCUGAGGGCUGGAAGUGAAGAUCUGGCUGACUAAACCCACACCCCCUCCAUCACUCCCACCCACUCGUCGCCAUACUGGACGAUAACGAAGACGAAGGCCGCCUCAAAUCCCGAAAGGAUUUCCGCGUUUGCCAACACAAAUCCUGAAGGAGCCCGUACCCUGCUCCACCGCCGCUUGGCCCUGCUCUUCUGGCGUGAGGCCGGGGAGAAACGCAGUGGCUCGCUGACCGGGUGCCCUCGGAGGAGGCAGGGGGCUGCCUGCCUGUGAUCCGGCAGGGCCCUGUCCGACGUGGCCUGAGCAGCCGAGCCAUGUGCCACUGUUUGUCCCCCCACCAGGAACGCUGGACUAGAGAUCCGCUUCCGCGCUGGUGUUCCCCCGACACCAGAGUAUUCCGGAUUCUGCCUUACCUUCUUUUAUUGUAUUUGCUUUGUUGUGACUGUUGGGGUCGAGUGUGGACACACACAGCUACACCUUCUCCUACUCCGAAUGAGGAUCUCCGUGGUUUUGACGGGAGGAGAGAUGCCUCGAUGAGCGACAGUAGGGGUGGCUCAUCAUUUUAACAGCUUCCCCGUUUCUUUAUUCCUGGGAACGCCUUUUUUUUUUUUGUCCGGGAGGGGCGGGUGAGCCACAAGCGAACCCCGCCUCCUGGCAGCGGGCUGGACCGCACCUGUAAUGGCCAGUACGUGUCCCGGUGCAUCCUGGGAAAGCCGGGGGUGGGCUUUCGUGCAGCACACCGACGCCCUGGAGGCGAGGGCUUCGCCCGGCGGGCGGGGAAGAUGAGGACAAACCCCCCGCGGGUUUGGGUCGCAACGCCAGGCCUCGUCCCCGGGGCUGCCCGCCGUGUCCCGUCGGCGCUGUGAAUCCAGUGCCUCUUCCCUCCUCGGCUCCCCCUUUCCUGUUGCCCGCCGGCCCCCUGCCUCCUGUCCUGCGCUGCAGGCCGGGUGAGGCCUGCCCGCUCUACGGAUUGGGACUUUUGCUUGGCUUGUUUAAAAGGCGUAGGUGCGCAGAGAGGUUAUUUCCCUCAACACGGCUUCAGUAAACCCUUGGAGACUCCUGUGCACCCGGGAGACGGGUUCGGAUCUGCCUCCCGGAGCUCCUGCAGGAGGAGCGGCCGUGCCGCCAAGCGAGCGAUGUCGUCCCAGGGGUGCGGAACGCACCCCCCCCCCACAGCUGUCUGCCCGGCGCUGGGCUGCACCUGCCCUGGAGCAGGGAAGGGCUUGGGGAUCGGGUCUCGAGGACUGGCCGGACAGCUUGGCCUGCCGUGAGACACGUGCGCGUUACUAAACGCAGAUCCUCUCCGGCCAGGCGCUGGGAACCCAGUUCAGCCUUUCGCUGGUGUCACGGUGUCGGGCGAGGGGCCUUUUUUCAAAAUUUGAAAUAGCCAGUCUGGGGGCAGUGUUACAAAAUGCCGAAGAAGAGAUUGUCUUUCUUAAUGGGGGGAAAAAAAUGUUUGCUUCCCAGGGUGUGUCUGUCCCAAGGGCAGGAGCAGAGAACCGGACACCCUUAAUCUCGCUGGUUCUCUCUCUCUCCUACGUUUUAGCUGCUGCAGUGUUUUUUUUUUAUCUUCCAUCUUGAAUUUCGCCAGCGUUAAUCCUUCAAUUAUGCUGUUCAGUGUACAAUCUUGAAUGCAGGCUUUCUUGUAAUGGCGGUCUACCGGUGUCGUCUUCUGAGCCUUGGAAACCGAGAGGGGCUGCUAGCUCGGUUUCCCAGUCCUGUUCGUGACACCCCCCACCCUCCUGCCAGAUCAGCUUCCAAUGAUCAAGUUAACUAAUUAAAGCCUUAACAGGCUUAGGAGGUUUACUUGGAACUGUUUUGUUUGCCUAGACCCACGUGAUUUUUGCCUUCUAAAAAAAAAAAGUUACAGAAGUAUCUUGAGAUGCCAAUUUUUGGUUACAAAAAAUCUUGUAGACGUUCCAGGCAAGCAGUAUGUUUCUUCGAUUAAGGAUGAAGCAGUUGUGGGGUCCCCAGAACUAGGGGUAGGGACCCUUGUUCUACAGGGCCCUUAGUCGAUCACAGGGGGGUUCAGUCCUAGUCCUGUAGGGCUGGAGUCUCUCUGAAGGAGCAGCGCUUGGGCAGCUGAAGGAAAUUAGAUUUGUUCAUCUUGGACACUGAUGUGCAAUGAGCUGCAUGAGGUUGUGCAGGCCUGUGAUAAAAAAAAGAUAAAAGGCGUAGACGCCACUCGGCCUCCUGGGCCUGGAUCUGACAGCCCUGGUCUUGUUUCUGGUGUUUGUCCCCAUCUCUAAAAAUACCUUGAGCCCAUUUUGUUUCCCAAUUUAGAAAUCGUAAGCCACCCGGUUUAGUGCAAGUUUCUUUUAAUCCCUUAAAACAAAAGCUUGUGACUGUGUCAAAGAUGACCAGGCCUGCUUGCCUCAGCUAGAUCACCAAUCCUGGUCACCCGUCACCCAUGAAGAUCAAGAUUGGACUUGUUUCUGUGCUGCGGUUUCCAGUUUUGCCAAGUGCUGUUUUUAAGUAGCUAAGCAAAAUGAAUCAUGACAAGAGCUCCCGUUAUGUUAUACAGUGGGGGUGGAUUGAGCAAAGUAAUUUCAAGGAUAAUGUUUAAAAUUAACAUGAACAUUAAUAAUGAAAUUACCUCUCCAAAAUAAACACCAAACGCAAAAGGCCUAUAACUAAUCUGUGUCCAGGCCUGGGCUUGAGUAAUCCAGCAGAUUUUAUAGGUCACCAUUAAAUCAGAUUUUUAAGACCUGGCACAAUUUAAUGCUCAAUUCUGGGUGAUGAUGGAGCAAUUAAGAGAUCGUUUGUUUUAUUCAGGGCUGACAGUUUGUUUCAGUGUUCCCUUAAUUGAAAACUAUUUCCUUAACUGCUCAGUAACGUGCCAGUGUGCCCAGUAUUUAGAAGUGGGUGAUUCAGGAUGACCUGUCAGCCCUACUGCAGUGGGGUUCUCUGGGAUCAGGAAUGGAGACCCCCUGAUUUAGACUUUUCUGUCUGUGGCCUUGAACUGAACACCUGCUGGUGUGUUCAAAGGGUGAGAGUUUCUUCCUACCCAAAUGUUUUGUUUUGCAUUGACCACGUCACGUAUUCGUGAUCAUCCUGCCCGCCUUGAAAGCUGAAACGCUGGGAUCGCUGGGGUUGACCCGCAAGAGAGAGAGGGGCGCCAGUCCGGGAGGAGCUGUGAGCUCACUCGUGCGGGCCCUACCGCUGCGUCCUCGUACGCAGACUCCGGAGCUCCCUCUGUUGUGCGACUGACCGCGACGAGUCGGUGUGCCGGCGCUCGGCGCUGCUAAGGUCCGCAGGCCCGGUGUAUUAACGCCCGGCACACGCAUCUCUCUGCGGUGUUCGCGGCCUGCAGAGUGGCGCAGGCCGCGUUUGGGAGAAGAAAAUGGGAACUUGGCAUCCGUCUGUGUUUGUGUGUGUGUGUGUGUUUUUUUUUUUUAACGCAACUCCCUCCACGCCCCCGCGCGCGGAGAGAAUGGCUGCACCUUGAUAAGGAGGUGUUGGCGUUGAGGUCACGUGGCCGAAACCCUCCGUGGAUUCGGUGCUGGCUGGCUAGCGCGCACUGGCGGAAGAGCGGCUCCACGGCGCGGGGCUGCGGUGACGCUUUAGCCGCGUGGCGGCAGUGUGAUUUGCAUGAUACUACGUCAGCCCAGAACAGGAACUGCAGUAUGACGCACCUUUACAGACUUUAUGCGUAAGGGUACUGUCUGGACACUAAAGUAUCCGUAAUUUUACCUUGGUGUGUAUGCAUUUUUUUUCUUCUCUUGGAAAUACUAAUAUUAAAAGAAUUAUAAAUAGAAAUUCUAUCGUUUAUCAGCGUUGUUCGUAUAUUUUACUACUAAAAUAAAUUGCUGAUUCUUUUUUU
Lepisosteus oculatus (spotted gar) is the source of this 5287-nucleotide messenger RNA. It is a transcript of the gene ubl3b, whose product is annotated as ubiquitin-like 3b. NCBI's taxonomy places the organism in Eukaryota, Metazoa, Chordata, Actinopteri, Semionotiformes, Lepisosteidae. The record is from RefSeq and is a predicted model, not a curated record. Gene Ontology annotation, molecular function: protein binding.